Messenger RNA from Halteromyces radiatus, 1527 nucleotides. RefSeq names its product acyl-CoA thioester hydrolase. The transcript is spliced from 5 exons. Bases 1 to 1527 code for a protein of 508 amino acids. The record is from RefSeq and is a predicted model, not a curated record. Gene Ontology annotation, cellular component: mitochondrion. Gene Ontology annotation, biological process: acyl-CoA metabolic process. Gene Ontology annotation, molecular function: fatty acyl-CoA hydrolase activity. NCBI's taxonomy places the organism in Eukaryota, Fungi, Mucoromycota, Mucoromycetes, Mucorales, Cunninghamellaceae.
AUGUUUCCUAGAUUUAGUACUGCCUGUCAAAAAUUUACAUCCCAUUCUUCGUCUUUAUUUAGAAUUCACCUAUUAUUUUUACCACCUACUUCAACCCAUACUCUUCAUCAUCAUCAUCCAUCAAGAUCAUUUUCAACGUUUACAAGGAUACUGUGGAAAGAACGUCAAGAACCUCUAGUAUUGCCACAUAGUAAUGAAAACAACAAAGUGUAUACUUCCCGGCCCGUAUCGUUCUGGAUGGAUCAAAUUGCUGAAAAAGAAAAACAAAGAGAAAAGAAGAAUGCUGACAAGAUACAAACUACUACUGAACGAGUGCUAAUCGAAAAAACAAUGAGGGAUAGUUACACGGAUAUCUAUUUACCAUUCAAAAGCUCACCUGAAUUAUUGGAACAAUAUAUCUUUGUGGAUGGUGGCAUUCGUACUGGGAAACUACUGGAAGAUUUGGAUAAUCUGGCCUACAUCAUUGCUUCAAAACAUGCUGAAAAUUUUGAUCCCAAUGCCAGUCCUAUCACGAUGGUGACAGCAAGUAUGGAUAGACUAGAUCUUUUCUUACCCAAAGUAGUAGAAAAUUACAAACUUAGUGGAAAUGUCACAUAUGUGGGUAGCAGUUCUAUGGAAAUCCUCAUCAAAGCUGAAAUUGUACCUGAGGGAGCUGAUGUAGAUGCACUUAUCGCCGACAAGGAAAACAUUGAUGUCACCAACAAUAGUAAACUCGAUGCAAACACUAUCUUAAUUACACGAUUCACCAUGGUCGCCAUUGAUGCAAAAACACAUAAACCAAUCAAGAUUAACCCAUUACGAGCAACAUCACCAGAAGAAGAACGACUUAUCGAAGUGGCCAAGAAAAACAAAAUGCGAAAGAAACUGGAAGCAGAAAAAUCGCUCGACCAACAACCGCCGACUGCACAGGAAAGUCUGGAAAUGCAUCGAAUGUACUUGGAAGCGUCUCAGUAUAUGCACCCGCAACACGAUAAUGGAGAUGAUUUUAUAGUCCCAGCAAAUGGAGAAAAACAACGUUUACCCAGCAAUUGUGUAUGGAUGGCCGAUACUCGUAUGGAUAAUUUAAUCUUCUGUCAUGCUCAGUUCCGCAACAGUCAUGGUAAUAUCUUUGGUGGUUUUAUUAUGCGCAUGGCAGUAGAACUCUCUUACUGCACUGCUUCAACUUUUUUACAUUCCAGCUCAGCUGUAGUUCUUUCGAUGGAUCGCGUCACCUUUCGCAAACCGGUAUUUGUGGGCUCCCUAUUAUCCAUGAAGGCUGGUAUUGUUUAUUCUUUAGGCUCUCCUCAUAGCUCCUUCCAAGUCCGUGUUGUCGCCUCUGUCAUCGAUAUCGAAAAGAAUACAAAGGAAAUCACCAACGAAUUCUACUUCACCAUGGCGCCUCUCGAUCAUCAAGUUACUGUUCCCCGUGUCCUUCCCCAUACUUAUGCUGAAACGAUUCAUUGGUUGGAUGGAAAACGUCGUCGUACUUUUGGAAAAAGAGCUCGCUCGCGAUUGUUGGAGGAUCUUGCCCUUCCUGACCUCCCUUGA